Messenger RNA from Mytilus trossulus (common blue mussel), 1302 nucleotides. Its product is annotated as sorbitol dehydrogenase-like. Gene Ontology annotation, biological process: D-sorbitol catabolic process. NCBI's taxonomy places the organism in Eukaryota, Metazoa, Mollusca, Bivalvia, Mytilida, Mytilidae. The transcript has 9 exons. The record is from RefSeq and is a predicted model, not a curated record. Gene Ontology annotation, molecular function: L-iditol 2-dehydrogenase (NAD+) activity; zinc ion binding. The coding region runs from base 88 to 1137 and encodes 349 amino acids.
GGGGACAUAACUGUGUAAAUAAACAGAACAUAUGCCUGUGAGAGGCUUAUUACAAUGAUAAGAUAAACAUACUUAAAAGAAGUCAGAAUGUCGGACACUAACCUUACUGCAAUUUUAAAGAAGCAAGGAGAUAUUCAGCUCGAAGACAUUCCUAUACCAGAACCAGGUCAAGGGGAGGUACAGUUAUGUAUGCAGCAUGUGGGUAUCUGUGGAUCAGAUGUACAUUACUGGAAACAUGGAGCUAUUGGAGACUUUGUUGUCAAAGCACCAAUGAUACUUGGACAUGAGGCUAGCGGAGUAGUCAGUAAACUAGGCAAAGGGGUUACCACUCUUAAAGUUGGAGACAGAGUAGCCAUAGAGCCAGGAGUGCCCUGUCGUUUAUGUUCUCAUUGUAAACAUGGCCGAUAUAACCUUUGCCCAGACAUGAAGUUUUGUGCUACACCUCCAAUUCAUGGUAACUUAGCCAGAUAUUAUGUCCAUGCUGCAGAUUUCUGUUUUAAAUUACCAGACAAUAUGAGUACAGAAGAAGGAGCAUUGUUGGAGCCAUUGUCAGUAGGUGUUCAUGCAUGUAAUAGGGCAGGUGUUACCUUAGGCAGCAAGGUUCUUAUCUGUGGAGCUGGUCCAAUUGGUUUAGUAAAUGUAUUAACAGCCAGAGCUAAUGGAGCAGCAGUUGUAUGUAUUACAGAUAUUGAUCAGUCGAGGUUGGACAUGGCUAAGUCAAUGGGAGCCACAUACACACUCAAAGUCACUAGUAGAGACCCGAAAGAGAUGGCACAGAAAAUUGAAGAUCUUAUGGGUGUACAGCCAGAGAUUACUAUUGAAUGUAGUGGUGCUACUCCCAGUAUUCAAACUGCUAUUUAUGCAACCAAAUCAGGUGGAUGUGUGGUAUUAGUUGGUCUAGGACAGGCAGAAAUCACUCUCCCAAUAGUAAAUGCCUCAGUCAGAGAAGUUGAUAUCAGGGGAAUAUUCAGAUAUGCUAACUGUUACCCAACUGCCUUAGCCAUGGUUGCCUCUGGUAAGGUAGAUGUAAAACCAUUGAUCACACAUAGAUUUAAACUGGAAGAUACCCUCAAAGCAUUUGAGACGACCUUCAAGGGAGAAGGAAUCAAGGUCAUGAUAGAAUGUGCUAAAGAGUGAAAGGUUCUGGGACGUUUUGGGUAGAAAAUAUUUGAAAGAUGCCUUUAUUGUCAUGAGUUGAUAAGUUUACAUAUGCAAAAAGAUGAGGACAAUCACAAAUUGACCAGAUGCUUCUGUUUUAUAAUGCUUAGUUCAAAGUUGUUGAAAAUAAGAUUAUGUGACAGC